Messenger RNA from Cuscuta epithymum, 620 nucleotides. The record is from the annotation of a GenBank genome assembly. Lineage: Eukaryota; Viridiplantae; Streptophyta; Magnoliopsida; Solanales; Convolvulaceae.
GAUUGAGAAUAUUGAAUAACUAACAUGUCCCUAAGUCCAAAAUGUUAAUCAACCUCACUCAGAUCUAGAAAGCUUUGGACGACGCAGGAAGGACGAAGCUCCCUCACUUAGACCACCGAAGCACGGCGAGCAAUUUCCCUCCUAAACAGAGGGAACUUCACCUUCUUUCUGAAAGAUGAGCAGCUCAGUUUAUAGCGAAAUGUAUAUUCGUGUUAAGCGGGGUAAGACAACCUACUUUAUUAGCUGUCAACCAACUGAGACAAUCAGACAAAUCAAGGAUAAAUUGCAUAUCCUCAUAGAUCAACCUGUAAAUGAUCAGCGCCUAAUUCUAUUGAAUGGGGGAGUUUUGGAUGAUGCAAAGACGUUGGCAGAUCAGAAGGUUGAAAAUGACGCUGUGCUUGCACUGACUCUGAGACAAGGUAACAACGAAUUUGAGGAUGUAACUAUCAUGAAACCAGAUGACUCUUUAGCUCUGUGAUCCAGAUAGCGUUGGCUAAUUUGUGAUGCAUGAAAGAACUAAUGGAACCACCAUUGCUCUCCAUAUAAAUAUCUGUACAAUGGAGUUGAGAUAGCUGUACUAGUUUUUUUUUAAAGUUGCACUUGUAAUUUUGCUAUGCUUU